AUGUCUCUUCUUCUCCGGCGAUUCGUUAAUGAAGCAAACAAUUCCAGAUUUCUCCUUCAACGAUUCUUUGGCACCGUAAAACCUAAUCCAAUUGCUCCUUCUGGUCGUCGGACAACCACAGAGUUCGAUAACCUCAUCUACGAAGCAGGAAACUCCGGCGACUUCGAAUCCGUACGUCGUCUACUCAACAGCCGCGUCGUACACGCUUGUUUCAACACCACCGCGACAUUCAAAUUCCUCACCAACACCGCCUCUUACGCCUCCUCACUCGAAGAUCUCCGCCGCAUUUUACCUCAUACCGACGCCGGUUACACGCGGAAACACGCUUACGAAACUCUAAUCGCUCGUCUCUGCAAACUCGGCCGGAUCGACGACGCUCUGAUCCUGAUCGGCGAUAUGGUAAACGGGAGAUUCGGCCUCGCUUCCUGCACAUUCCACCCGAUCAUAAACGCUCUCACGAAGAAGAACAAGAUCGAAGAAGCUUGGGUCGUGGUGGAAUCGAUGAGAUCUCACUCGAUUCCGGUGGACGUGACGUCAUACAACUACUUUUUAACAUCGCACUGUUACGACGGCGACGUGGCGGAGACGAGCAAGGUGUUGAAGAAGAUGGAGGAGGAAGGUUGUUCGCCGGACACGCGUACUUACGACGCGCUUGUGUUAGGCGCGUGUAAAUCAGGGAACGUAGAGGCGGCGAUGGUGAUACUGAGGAGGAUGGAGGGAGAAGGAUUACCGGUAUUGUACGCCACUCAUGCGCACGUUAUCGGAGAGAUGAUGGAGUGUGGCUAUUAUGCGCUAGCUGUUGAGUUUGUGAUGGCUUACGCUGGUAAAGAUAAGAGAUUAGACGAAGAGAAUAUGGGAAGUUUGGCUAGUAAGCUUAUCAAGAGGAAGAGGUUUAAAGAAGCUAAGUUGGUUUUGAAAGAGAUGUGUGUGAGAGGAUUGAGAAUGGGAAUUGCUUUGCGUGAUUUUUAUGAGACCAAAUGUGCUAAAAUUGACGAUUGA
Arabis nemorensis is the source of this 999-nucleotide messenger RNA. NCBI's taxonomy places the organism in Eukaryota, Viridiplantae, Streptophyta, Magnoliopsida, Brassicales, Brassicaceae. The record is from the annotation of a GenBank genome assembly.